UGUAAUAAAGAAAAUGAUCAUCUCGUUUCGUGAUCUUUAAUAGUAUUCGGUGAAUAUAAUAAACGCUUGUAAAAUUGUCAUCUUGAAUAAACGUGACGAAAACGAACGAGGGAGAUAAAUAGAUCAAGAAAAAAGAGAAAGAUAGAGAGAGAGAGAGAGAGAGAGAGAAAGAACAUAUCAAAGCUAGAAUAAUGAUACUCCAACUGCUACUGUUACGUUCGCAACGGAUAUUAAUCUUGUGAAAUAGGAAAUCGCAGUUUGUAGUAAAAGGAGCGAGAGGAAGGGAAGAAAAGGAGAAGGUGAAGAAGAAGAAGAAGAAGAAGAAACACGAGGAGAGAAAUACGAAGAAGCUCGUUCUCGGUGGAACGGGUCCCGAGUACGUCUGGAGUUGAUUGACCUUUGGGGCCGUGUGGCAGGAGGUACAAAGAGAGCGAACAGGAGAAGGAAAAGAAGAAGAAGAAGGAAAGGAGAGGAGAGGAAAGUCGAAGAGAAGUAAGGGCACGAAACGACGACGACGACGACGACGACGACGACGACGACGACGACGAUCAAGACGAUCAAGAAGAGUAAGGAAGAGGACAAGGAGGACGUGGAGGACGACAACGGCGAGGAGUGGCUGAGAAGAAGAAGAGCAAAUUGGUGCUCCCGGUAACAGGGGUCCAUGAAUAACGUGGAGGAAAGCGUGCGUAGCGUGACAAAACGUAAGAAGCUGGGCUCGCGUUGCGGCACGAGCGCCGAGUCGACCGAUUGGAGCAGCUCAACUACUCCCACCAGUAGUAGUAGUACAUGGGACCCAGACCAGGUGGUCCCCACCGCUGGCACACCAGGAUUCUCCUCCGCCUCUCUAAGGACCCAGGAUCCGUUGGGCCAGCCGAGCCGCUGCCACCGCUUUGACAACCUCGACUCGGCCGCUCGGCAAGCCACACCCGAUCAACUCGAUUUCUUCUUCAAGGUUAUGCUAUUGGGUGACAGCGGAGUCGGGAAGACCUGCCUACUUACUCGAUUUCGCGAUGGUCGUUUCUUAUUUGGAAACUACAUAACUACAAUCGGCAUUGACUUCAGGAACAAAAUCGUAACUGUCGACGAGACAAGAGUUAAAUUGCAAAUUUGGGAUACCGCCGGUCAGGAAAGAUUUCGUAGCGUGACUCAUGCUUAUUACAGGGAUGCUCAUGCUCUUCUAUUGCUGUACGACGUAACGAACAAGACAAGCUUUGAUAACAUCAGGGCCUGGCUCAGCGAGAUCCGGGAACAUGCCAACGAGGACGUCGUUAUCAUGCUGCUCGGUAACAAAUCGGAUUGCGGACAGGAACGAGUGGUCAAGAAGGAAGACGGGGAGAGAUUGGCGCAAGAGUACAAAGUUCCUUUCAUGGAAACCUCCGCCAAAACCGGACUCAACGUCGAAUUGGCAUUUCUCGCAGUAGCCAGGGAAUUGAAGGCUAGAAAAAGCAGUCAUCCGGACGAUACGAAAUUCAACGUGCAAGAUUACGUGCGUCAACAAUCGAAAAGAAAUUCUUGUUUCAAUUCUAAUUGUUUGACAACCUGAACUUAAUUGCUGCGCGAUUAUAGUCCCUCUCGCUCGUAAAUCCUUUUAAUCAUUUGGAUUGGCGGAACGAUGGAAUGAGAACCGGAACUGGUUGGCCGUCGAAUAGCGAUGUAUUAUCUUUAUUUCAUUCGAACGUGAUAGAUUACGAGGAUAUAAACAAGCAAAUGG
This is a messenger RNA of Polistes canadensis, 1711 nucleotides long. RefSeq names its product ras-related protein Rab-37-like. The record is from RefSeq and is a predicted model, not a curated record. Bases 662 to 1543 code for a protein of 293 amino acids. The transcript is spliced from 7 exons. Gene Ontology annotation, molecular function: GTP binding; GTPase activity. Gene Ontology annotation, cellular component: Golgi apparatus; endosome. Lineage: Eukaryota; Metazoa; Arthropoda; Insecta; Hymenoptera; Vespidae.